Messenger RNA from Lactuca saligna, 834 nucleotides. NCBI's taxonomy places the organism in Eukaryota, Viridiplantae, Streptophyta, Magnoliopsida, Asterales, Asteraceae. The record is from the annotation of a GenBank genome assembly.
AUGGUUGUUUCACCAAUUUGUGUGUACAAGUGUAGUGGGGGGGUUAACUUAAACGUGCCUGAUCAUGUCAUUUAUUUACACCGUUACGCCAAUCCUCGCCUUCUCCUUCUCCUGCACGAUUUGUCCCUUCCUCUAACCUCACUACAAAUAACCCCUCACGCCUUCCUACUUUUCUUCAUAUUCACCAUAAAUCAACGAAGAUCAGUGAAAAUGACGAAAGGAUCGAAAAAAACUUCCGGCUCCUCCGCCCCAAAACAGAUUGCUACUGUCGGGUACAUCUCGAGUCUCCCGGUGAAAACCACUGUAACGUUCAAAGGGGGGAAAGGAGGAGGCGAAGGGAGUUACGUGAACAAAUCCCGUGUAAGUUUCGCCGAUAAGCAGACGGGUUGCUACGGCCGAGCAACCACUAAGGAGAAGGCGUCGGCCGGAGAGUUUCAGUGGAAGAAUGGGACUAGUGGAACGAAGAGUGAGUAUAAGAAAAGUUCCACAGUCAGAAUUGGAGAUAAGAGUGGAUACACAGAGGUUUAUAAAGAACAGAGGGUUCGCAAUGUGAGUUACAACAACAAUAACAACAGCAAGAAGCUCAUAGCCUUUGACAAUGGCGAUGGUGGCGAGUAUGGUGGGUAUGGGUAUGAUUCUGACUACUAAUCUGGUGGUUUUUGUUUAUAGUUUGUGGGUGUUCUUGGUAGUUGGUUAAUGGUAUGGUUUAUGUAGGUAAUGAGUAAUGGGUGUGUUUUAGGUUUGUUUUUGCAAUGAUCAUCUUUUGUUUCUGGAUCUUUGUUUAUCAAUAUAUAUCUAUAUAAUGGUUGAAUUGUUUGUUUUUGUUCGAACGUC